AUGAAUCAAAUAGUUUCUGGCAUUCAAUUCAACGUAGGUGCUAGAUAUGAAGUAAAGAAAUUGUUAGGUGCUGGUGCCUAUGGACAUGUAGCUCUUGCCAUUGACAAGAAGCAAACUGAUCCAGAGAAAUAGAAAGUGGCUAUUAAAAAGCUACACCUGGUUAGAGAUGAGAUCGACGCAAAAAGAGUGUUGAGAGAGAUUAGAAUUUUGAGAACAAUGCAACAUGAAAAUAUUCUACAUCUGGAGAACUUAAUCUAUGAUGAUUCAAAUAAGGAGUUAGAAUUCGGAGAAAUCUACCUAGUUACGAAUUACCUGGAAGUGGAUCUCUAUAAGAUUAUUAAGAGUGGACAAAAUCUUACCGAUUAGCACUAUCAAUAUAUAAUAUAUCAAUUACUCAAAGGGUUAAAAUAUUUGCACUCUGCAAGCAUAGUCCACAGGGAUAUUAAGCCAAGCAAUAUUUUAGCUACUGAGAAUUGUGAAAUAUGCUAUUGUGAUUUUGGAUUGGCAAGAUAAAUAGAAGAAUUGGAAGCAGAGGAUAAUAGAUGCCAAAACAUGUUGACAGAGUAUGUCGUAACAAGGUAUUAUAGAGCUCCUGAAGUAAUGUUAUCAUCACAUGAAUAUUCAACUGCAAUUGAUAUUUGGUCAUUGGGAUGUACAUUUGCUGAAUUGAUUACAAAGUAAAUUUUAUUCAAAGGAACUAAUUAUAUAUAAAUGAUAAAGCUUAUCUUUGAUACAUUAGGUAAGCCAUAGGAUGAAGAUUUAUAAUUUAUCACAAAUAGUAAUGCCAAGAAAUAUGUGAGUAGUCUUUAGACGAAAUAAAAGUGCACAAUUGGAAGUGUAAUCAAGUAUUCUAAUCCACAUGCAAUUGAUUUAUUAGACAAAAUGCUUGAGAUCAAUCCUAAAAAGAGAAUCACAAGUGCUUAAGCAUUAAAUCAUCCAUAUUUGGAAUCUAUAAGAGAUCCUGAUGAUGAACCUUCAUUUGAAGGAAAUCUAGAUUCUUAGUUUGAGAAUGAUAAUACCAUAUAAUUAAAGGAUUUGAAAAUAUUAAUCUUAAAUGAAGUGAAUUUGAUGAAAUAAAAUCAUAAUGAACCAUUGUUAAAUAUUCAAUUGGAGGUUGAAAAGAGAGAGCAAAUAGCAAAAUUAAAUUAAUAAAAAAAAUAAUAAAUGAAACAAUAGCAACAAAAAUAAUGAAAAACCUUUUAUUAUUAUUUAAUCGAAUUGCAUAAAAAUAUAUA
Messenger RNA from Paramecium tetraurelia, 1235 nucleotides. RefSeq lists its product as uncharacterized. Gene Ontology annotation, molecular function: ATP binding; MAP kinase activity. Lineage: Eukaryota; Ciliophora; Oligohymenophorea; Peniculida; Parameciidae. The record is from RefSeq and is a predicted model, not a curated record. Gene Ontology annotation, biological process: intracellular signal transduction; protein phosphorylation. The transcript has 4 exons. Gene Ontology annotation, cellular component: nucleus; cytoplasm.